UUGUGUGUUUGGGUCAUGUGUUUUGUGUUUUGUGUCAAAUGAUAUAAUUGAUACCUGGCUAAAAAUAAAAGGUCAAAAGAUACAUGUGCUUUUUUUCAUCAAACAAAUUGUUGAAUGAAUGAAUCUACGUUGAUCAACGUUUUUUGAUAACGAAAGGGAAGGAUUCUGUAAAUUAUUUUAUUGAUUAGAAUUUUUUUUGAAUUGAAAAAAAAGAAAGAUUGGAAUCAGCGAAAAUGGCCACAGCUUUGACAAGUAAUUAUUUAACCAACAAUUCAUCAUCAUCACCAUCAAAUCAAUCGACAAAUUCAUCAUAUCCAAAUCAAUCAUCAUCAUCGCCUGCAAAUGGUUAUCAACAACAACAACAACAAAAUGUCCAAAAUUUUAGUAAUUCUACAUUAAAUAAUAAUAAUUCGACAACGAUAACAUCGAAUAUUGGUCAUCAACAACAACAACAACAUCAUCAUCAUCAUCAUCAGCAACAACAUUCAUCACAAAUUAAUCAUUUAUCAUCAUCAACAUCAUCGUCAUCAUCAUCACCGAAUCUUUAUCGAGUUGGAGACUAUGUCUACAUCGAGAUUACGCCUUCAACACCGUAUCAGGUUUGUAAGAUUGAAGAAUUGAUAAAAAAUCAAAAUGGAAAUCCUGAAGUAAAAUUGGUCAUAUUUUAUCGUCGUCGUGACAUGUCUGGAUCAUUAUUUCAACAGAUUGAAAAACAUCAAAUAAGUGCCUUAGAAGAGGAACAGGAAAAAGAAUAUGAACAAUUAAGUGAAAAGGAAAAACAUCAGAUAAAAUUAAGAGAAAUAUUUCUAUCAAGACAAUUGGAAACAUAUCCGGUUAGCAGUAUUCGUGGAAAAUGUCAAGUAACAUUAUUGAAUGAAGCUGAAUCGUUAACACAUUAUCUGAAAAGAGAUGAUACAUUUUUCUAUACACAAGUCUAUGAUCCGGAACAGAAAACAUUAUCCGAAGCUGAUCGUGGUGAAAUUCGUGUUGGUCAAAGAUAUCAAGCGGAUGUACCGGCACAAACAUUAGAUGAUCCAAUUGUACAGGAUCAACGUCGUUUGGAAGAUUUGGAAACAUUAAUUUAUUCACCUGAAAAUGAAUUGAAUGAACAACAAAUUGAACAAUAUUUAACUGUAGCCAAAUCAAUUGGUACAUAUGCACGUGCAUUAGAUUGUUCGGGUAGUGUUAAACAGCCAAGUUUAUUGAUGAGUGCUGCAUCAGCAUCACGUGAUGUUACCAUACAAUAUGCAAUGGAUAUAUUACAUGAAUGUAAUUAUGAUAUUGCUAAAGCUGUAUGUCGUCUAGUCCCAAAAAGUGGACCAGUUCUUUGUCGUGAUGAAAUGGAAGAAUGGUCUACGGCCGAAACAAGUCUAUUCGAUGAAGCUAUCGAUAAAUUUGAAAAAAGGUUUGAUGAAAUACAGCAAAAUUUUUUACCUUGGAAAAGUAUGAAAAAUUUGAUUGAAUAUUUUUAUUUUUGGAAAACAACCGAUCGUUAUGUACAACGUAAACGUGUAAAAGCGGCCGAAAAUGAAAGUAAAUUGAAACAGGUUUUCGUACCAAAUUUUAAUAAACAAAAUCAAUCAUCAUCAUCAGCAUCGUCAUCGUUGUUGAAUGGUCUGAAUGAUUCUAAUGUGAAUAAACAAUGUGAAAGUUGCAAAAAAACAUCAUCAAGUAAUUGGCAUGUUUGGGGACCGACAAAUCUGCAAUAUUUUCUUUGUCAAACAUGUUGGUCAUUUUGGCGAAAAUUUGGUGCAUUUAAAUAUCCAAAUCGUUUGGCUGAUAUGACUGCUGAAAAGUUACAAGUGUCUUCUAAUCUUCCAAUAGCUGCAUCAUCAACAUCAACAUCAUCAUCAUUAGCAGCAACAGUUAACAAUCAAUCAAUUAAUAAUAAUAAUAAUAAUAAUAAUAAUAAUAAUAUUGCAAGAGCCUCACCAAUCAUUACUGAUCUCAAUUCACCAUAUUCUUGUCGUGAAUGUAAUAAAGUUUUUACUAGACAAGAACGCCUUAUUUCUCAUCUGGCAUCACAUCGACAACUACAUAAAUGUAAUGUUACAUCAUGUGGUAAAGAAUUUAAAUUUAAAGCACAUUUAGCACGACAUUGCGCCACUAGUCAUGGUGUUGCGAUACGUUCGGGCAGUCCGCGACCAAUUAUGAAAACACGUGCAGCAUUCAUAUUCAAAGUGGUACCAUCAUUACGUAUGGCUCGAACUAUUUGUGCUGAUAUUCUUAAUCUAAAACGUGCAGCACGUAAACCAUAUUCAUUGAAUAUUCCAUUAUUCAAACAUGAAUAUACUGAACGUUAUCAAAAAGGUUUCAACAAACAUACACCUAAACUAAAAAAGAUUGAUCGUGGAAAUGUGUGCGAUAUAUCACAUCGAUUAGGUACACCUAAAAUGCCUAAACCUGAAUGGUUGAUUGCAUUACCUAAGGAUAAAUUACCACAACCAAAACGAUUAGCAUUUCCACCAACAAUAAAAUCUGAAGAAUUUGAACCCGAAGAUAUGAGCGAUUCGAACAAAGAUUCAUGUGGUAACAACAACAACGAUAUUGGUGGUGGCAGCGGUUUGGGAAAGAAACGUUCACUUGAACAAAAUGGAAAUUUUAUGCCAUCAAAACGACGUCAAAUGGCACCACCAAGUAUUUUGGGGAAAUCUGUACCCGAUCUAUAUGAAAACAUAUCACGAAAUUCGGUUACAGCUCAAUCAUUGAAUGGACGGGCCAAAAUUGCGACAAUAACUAAUCUGAGUGGUAAAAAACAGAUGAUCAGUUGGGUUGAUGCACCCGAAGAUGUAUAUUUUGUAUCAACGAAAAAAAUCAAACAAAUGAGACGAAAAAUUCCAUUAUCUGAAUUACUUCGUUCUGCCCGACAACCAUAUAAACUUCAUUCAGAAUAUUUAUCAUCAUUGAUAUCAUCAUCGACAGCAACAUCGACUGCUUCAGGUGGUGGUCAAUCAUCUCAAGUGAUACCAAAUCCUAUUGGAUCAUCAUCAUCAUCAUCAUCUACUUUACGUUCAGGUGAUAAUAGUGGUGCUGGUGGUGGUCGUAGUCAUCAUCAAUCAUCAGCAGCAGCAGAAAUGAUUCCAUCAUCAACGACGAAUCUAAAUUUGAUGCAUAAUAAUCCAGCUGCUGCUGCUGCAGCAGCAGCCGCAGCAUUAAAUCUUGCUGGAAUCGGCCCACUUUCUUCAUCAUCAUCACCAUCAUCUCAACAGAUGGCCGCAUUAUUACAACAACAAAUGUUGGCACAGAAUCUACCACUAUUAGGUGCAGCAGCCAAUGCUAAUCAUCUAUUAUCACCGAAUGCAUUUUUCAAUAAUAUUUCACCAACAAACGGUGGUAAUUCCAGUGGAGGUGGUAAAAUGAAUCGUUAACCAUCAUUAUCAUUAUCAAUCUGAUAAUUUCAAUACGAAAAGAGCAGCCGUAACAAAAAGAUUGUUUUUCUUUUCAUUUUUGUUUCGUUGUGAUAUUUUCUCCGCUAUUUUUUUCAAAAAAAAAUUAUUCAAAUUUUUGUUCUGUUUCCUUUUUGGAGAAAAUCCAAUAAAUACACCAUGGAUUGAUUCUGCCCAAACACAAUGAGAGAUCAAAAUC
Molecule: messenger RNA, 3585 nt
Organism: Dermatophagoides pteronyssinus (European house dust mite)
Lineage: Eukaryota; Metazoa; Arthropoda; Arachnida; Sarcoptiformes; Pyroglyphidae
Product: metastasis-associated protein MTA3-like
Biological process (GO): negative regulation of transcription by RNA polymerase II
Cellular component (GO): NuRD complex; nucleoplasm
Molecular function (GO): histone deacetylase binding; chromatin binding; sequence-specific DNA binding
Source: RefSeq, a predicted model, not a curated record